AUGUGAUUUACUCACACACAAAGUACAAAUGUUACAUGAGCACCAAGCAACAAAGUUCAUCGUCUAGCGAGCGCGUAAUUGUCAUCUAGUGCUGUUUUCACCGACUGAAUUCAUUCCCCUGUGGAGCUUGGAACUAUGAAGACGUUACUCCGGAACCAAUCUGGGAGAUCAGUGAUGAUCAAAGUGGUCUUCCUGAUAUCUUUGUUCGGAAACGUGGUUCUCUACGCAAUUUACCAUCAAGUAUUUCAUCAACUUUACAACAUGGGUGAGUCUGAUUUUGGUAGCACGCUCCUGAAUUCCGACAAGCAACUCUUGAAAUUCGUUACAGGCAUUCCGUGGACCUCCAGAUCCAUCCAUUUCUGUGGUCCCAUCAACGAGCUCUCAGUCCCUCUGACAAUGGCCAAGUUCUUAGGACUUCGUAUAGAAACCCAAAUGGACAAGGCUGACUUGAUAUGGUCUUACCAUUGCAAGUGGAACGAAAUCAAAAGUCAACUUCGGAACAUACACUUUGAUCAGAGAUUGAACAAAAUUCCUGGAUCCGAUGGAAUCGUGAAAAAAGCCAUCCUGUCCACCAGAGGAUAUCCUUUUGUGCCCAAAGGGUUUCUAUUACCUCGUGAUGAGCAAGCAAUGAAUAUCUAUCUACAAGACAACCCUAAGAAGAAGUUCCUAAGGAAGAGCUCAUUCCAUGGCGGAGUCAGCUUGUACAAUCCCAAUGGAACUUCCGUUUGGGACGACAACGAGAUCUUGGUCCAGGAAUUGGUGGAGGACUUGUUGUUGCUAGAUGGUCGAAAAUUUGACUUGACAGCCUACGUUCUGAUCACGUCAGUCAAUCCUUUGAGAGUUUACAUCAACAAAAGAUGGUUGGUCCGGAUGUCACAAGUCAAGUACUUGGAAUUCGAAUCCAAUCCCUGGUCUUACUCUACCGAUUCCUACGUGAUUGUUGCGUUGAAAUCGCAUAUGAACUCCCUUGGGAUCGAUGCAGAAGCCAAGUUCCAAAAAGUGAAGGAUAUCAUUGUUGAACUUUUGAUGGAGAACCUUCCAAGAAUGCGUGAGGGUCUCAGAGACUUUCCGAAAUCUGGAUCGAGCACAUUUUUUCAACUCAUGCGUUGGGAUUUCCUGCUGGAUUCAAGAGGAGAUCCGCAUCUGAUCGAAGUUAAUGGAUCGCCAUAUUUUGGUUGCGUUGAUUCUCGGAACAUUGCGAGAAUGAAUCGGGUUUUCUUCAAUGCAUUACGAAUUCUGGACAUGGUGCCGAUUGGACCGGAUCAUUCGAAAAGAGAGCGAGAUUUUGUGAUGCCCAUCGAUGUGACCGUCAAUCCAGAAGAGACGAAUCAAUGCCUCGAAUCUUGCCAUUCCCACCCUCAAUGCAAACUUAGCUUUCCCUGUAUGGAAGCGAUUCAUUUCGAUUUCCUCUCGACUGUUAUGAUAGAAAAUCAAAAUAUGGGCGAAUACGAAAGAUUGUUUCCAUUACCUGUGAAGGCCAAUUCUUCCACGGAACAUCUUCAAGGAAGCCAUCCUCAUUUGAGCUCUGAGGACCUUUUUCUCCGUGAUUGGUUCAAGGGCAAAUGCCAAUUGGACAAGGCCUUUUGUGCAUGAAUUACUGAUGAUCUUAGAUUAGUAGUAGAAUGUACAAGUUAAUAGAAUACCUGUGACGUCUUUUUUGCUUUGGGAACAUACAUAUUUGUACCACGUAGUUCUCAAUGUUAUCAAGAAGUGCUUGAAAUGGUCCACUGAAGACCAAAUUUUUUAUUCA
Messenger RNA from Tigriopus californicus, 1750 nucleotides. Its product is annotated as probable tubulin polyglutamylase ttll-15. The coding region runs from base 136 to 1593 and encodes 485 amino acids. The record is from RefSeq and is a predicted model, not a curated record. Lineage: Eukaryota; Metazoa; Arthropoda; Copepoda; Harpacticoida; Harpacticidae. Gene Ontology annotation, biological process: protein modification process. The transcript is spliced from 3 exons.